CAGUCGCAUCUGUCGAGCUAGUUAUCUUCUCAGAUGCAGCCAGCGAACUCAAGAUGCCGUUCCUGGUUCAGAUUCACAUUACGGCCAGCGGCAGGAAGCAGUAUGUAACGCUUUUUGGCGCUGCCUUGUUGUUUCCGCGCGGUGGCAAUUAAUUGACGCUUAAGUCGACGGCCGUGAGUGCUGUUUAUAGGUAGGCAACACUGAGGUCAGCUUGUGGUUGGACCACGGCCUUCAAACUCGUACCAAUACUAUAGUCCAAUACCCAAAGGAUUGCCUCCCGCAGUGUACUUCAAGCUCACUGUUCGGCACUCGUUCUGCUUGUCAUUCAUCGUGGACCUACUACGUUCGACAACACUCUGUUGAUAACGAUACCGGGACUGUAAUUAUCAUGCCAUCAGGUACUCAAUCUACAGCUUACAAGAAGCCUGCUGCGUCCGCAUCUUCGAAGGAUUCAUUUUUGAAGACGCCACAUGCCACUGACCAGCAGGUUACACCACGCGUUCAUUCCUCUAUUUCUUCCAAAGAGAAUGUAGGCAGUGCCAGCCCAUCGAUUUCAACGUCUUCCACUGCAUCUCCGAGACUCGACCAGCGUGAAGCAUCUGCGGGCACAUCCACACUCCUUCCACAAAAUCAUUCCAGGCGCAGCAGCCUCCGGUGUCGCUCUCAAUCUAAGGAUCACUCUUCAUUUGUGGGGUCUUCUGAGAUCAAACGUGUCAACAAAUCCAACCAGAGCUUCUUGACCGGGUUCUUUCGCAAGCUAAUCUGCUGCGUCGGCCCCAAUACCCGAGCUCAUGACAUUGAUGUUGAUGGCGUGGCAAGUAUUGGGUCAGGUCCUACUUUGCGGACCCACAAGACCGCGGACAAUGAUAUGAAGGAAUUUUCUGAAAAGGUACCGGAAGAAACUAGCCUUGCACUAGUAGCUCCGGUGCCACCCUCAAAGGAGCAUGGCCAACCUGUUGCGCCUCCUAAAGACGUGCUACCUAUCGCGGAGACUGGGGGCGCCACCAGUGGGGCAGUGCAGCCGCCGGGUUCUUCUGUUCCUGGCCAGGUAUUGAAAACAUCUUCAAGUCGCCCGUCCGAACAUGGUAUCGAGUCAGAUGACUUUCCGAUUGAUGAGCUAAGCGAGGAAGACGAGAUGUUGAUCAAGAAUGGGGGUGCGGGCAUUCCCAUUGGCUCUGACGGGAAGCCAUGUCCGCUUUUGCCACCUAUCGCGCCUGAACAUACUGGCAAGAAGUGUCUAGUCCUGGACCUGGACGAGACCCUCGUUCAUAGUAAUUUCAGGGCUAUACCAGAUCCAGACUUUAUCGUUCCUGUCGAAAUCGAACACCACUGGCACAACAUGUACGUACAGAAGCGUCCAGGAGUGGACGAGUUUCUUCGGCAGAUGGGCCAGAUGUACGAAGUGGUAGUGUAUACCGCAAGUCUGGGUUCUUAUGCGGAUCCGGUGAUGGACUAUCUUGACAUCAACAAAACGGUUUCGCAUAGGCUCUUCCGAGAAAGCUGUUUCCGAUACAGAGGAAAUUAUGUCAAGGACUUGUCGCAGCUUGGACGUCCCAUGGCAGAUACCAUCAUCAUCGACAAUUCGCCGGCGUCAUAUAUCUUCCACCCCACGAAUGCCGUGCCUAUUUCCUCAUGGUUUAACGAUCCUCAUGAUACUGAAUUGAUAGACAUCUGUCCCCUUCUUGCUGACCUCCAUGACACGAAAGAUGUACGGAGCGCGUUGAACACUUGUAUGUGAAGCCCAGUUUUAUUUAUCGCUGACCUGGGGUGUGCUGGCAGUAUUUAUGGGACACUGGUGUUGUAAACGUUUAUGACCUAAAUGACGAGACAUGACAUGUGUAUGGAUAGAUGUAGACUCGCAGAGUUGAGAAUACAUUGUCAUAGCAAGUACGACAAGUAAUAUGACACCCCAUUGUUAUAUAGAAAAUAUUGCGUACCGAGAGGUAUACAGCACCUACACA
Molecule: messenger RNA, 1961 nt
Organism: Suillus clintonianus
Lineage: Eukaryota; Fungi; Basidiomycota; Agaricomycetes; Boletales; Suillaceae
Product: HAD-like domain-containing protein
Exons: 6
Coding region: 389-1738 (449 amino acids)
Cellular component (GO): plasma membrane
Molecular function (GO): phosphoprotein phosphatase activity
Source: RefSeq, a predicted model, not a curated record